Molecule: messenger RNA, 378 nt
Organism: Sinocyclocheilus anshuiensis
Lineage: Eukaryota; Metazoa; Chordata; Actinopteri; Cypriniformes; Cyprinidae
Product: kalirin-like
Exons: 4
Coding region: 115-378 (87 amino acids)
Biological process (GO): axon guidance
Cellular component (GO): extrinsic component of membrane; cytoplasm
Molecular function (GO): guanyl-nucleotide exchange factor activity
Source: RefSeq, a predicted model, not a curated record
UCAUCGUACCUGAUCAAACCCGUUCAGAGAAUCACCAAAUACCAGCUUUUGCUGAAGGAGUUGCUGACAUGCUGUGAGGAAGGGAAAGGAGAAAUAAAGGAGGGUUUGGAGGUGAUGCUCAGUGUGCCUAAACGUGCUAAUGACGCCAUGCACGUCAGCAUGCUGGAGGGUUUUGAUGAGAACCUGGCUGUACAGGGGGAGUUGAUCCUACAGGACACCUUCCAGGUGUGGGACCCCAAAUCUCUGAUCCGCAAGGGCCGGGACCGACAUCUCUUCCUUUUUGAGAUCUCCCUCGUUUUCAGUAAAGAGAUGAAAGACUCGUCAGGACGCACCAAAUAUGUUUACAAGAACAAGCUUCUGCUGGAUUUGAGACUUUAG